Molecule: messenger RNA, 2209 nt
Organism: Cataglyphis hispanica
Lineage: Eukaryota; Metazoa; Arthropoda; Insecta; Hymenoptera; Formicidae
Gene: lovit
Product: proton-associated sugar transporter A
Exons: 9
Coding region: 316-2205 (629 amino acids)
Cellular component (GO): membrane
Molecular function (GO): sucrose:proton symporter activity
Source: RefSeq, a predicted model, not a curated record
ACAAGAAUUUGAAUCAAGAACGCAAACUGUGCCGCGAGUGCCUGUUCGAGAUUGCGCGGGCAUUUCUCGAGCUUUCGUGCUUGCUGGCCGAUCAGUCGUCCCUCGUCCGUCCACGUUCGCGCCAGUCGAUCGCGAUGUGGUCCAGCAUACUUGCAAAUAAUUUGUUUUGACAUUUAUAAUGACAUUUGUACGUGAGAGAGAAAGAAUAUGAAACUUGCCGUUCUUGAUCAUCUUUUUGAAGGAUAAUGUGUCCCGAUAUCGAGUGUCUCGUCAUUGUAUCGUUCAUCCUGUAUCGUUCGAGAUAAGGGUCGCAUCAUGGUGGACAAGUUGCACGAAUACGAAGGAUUCGCGGGUAGAAUUCACAGUGUUCGCGAAGCCAUUAAAGAACGAUGGAGUGCGUGGAAAGAAUGGAAAAACGGUCUGAAUCUGGAUCAAGGUCUAGACGGACUCAGACAUCAUCUACGGGGGCCGCCUAAGUUGGAGCGCACGUUGGAAGACUAUUCUCAUAUCUACAGAAGAAAGACCCGCUCCGAGCUGGUCCGAAUUUCAGCGGCUGUGAUGGGAAUCGAGUUUUCAUACGCGGCGGAAACCGCUUUCGUUUCGCCGACACUAUUGAAGAUCGGUGUCGAUCAUCAACGUAUGACGCUGGUAUGGGCGCUGAGUCCUCUCGUAGGUUUUUUCGUGACGCCUAUCCUCGGCAGUAUAAGCGACCGCUGUAAACUCAAGCACGGCAGGAGACGACCCUUCAUUCUUUUGCUGGCCCUCGGGGUUUUCAUAGGACUGAUUCUAGUACCGAACGGUGAACAUAUUGGCUACGUGUUCGGCGAUAUGCCAUCUCGUACGAACGAGACGAUUCCCCUCGGACAUCGCACAACUGCAAAGUUGGCCGAGAAGGAAGCGUCUGAAUUCAUUGAAAGGGCUUCUUCGCAUUCCUGGGGUAUCCUCUUUACGAUUCUCGGCACGGUGCUGCUCGACUUUGACGCUGAUGCUUGUCAGAGUCCCGCGAGAGCUUAUCUCCUCGAUGUCACUAUACCCGAGGAUCACGCUAGAGGCUUAAGCACGUUCACCAUAAUGGCGGGUUUAGGAGGCUUCAUGGGCUAUGGUCUGGGUGGCAUCAAUUGGGACGCCACUUCGCUCGGCGUUAUGCUAGGCGGGCACGUGCAGGUGACCUUCACUUUAAUCACGAUUAUCUUCGUCGUUUGCGUCAUAUGUACGAUUACCAGCUUCAAGGAGAUUCCACUCGAGAUACUCGAGAAAGAUCAGUAUAGACAGAUGGAAGAAUUAAAGGCAUCGAAAGAAAUCCAAGAGACGGAGAAUAAGCAAGAUGAGCGCGAAAAGAUCAUCCACGAUGAGUCGAAGACGUACGGUGCUCUUGAUGUUGAACGCGAGGCAGAAACUUCGAAGAUGGAAGAAUUCGCCCUCAAUCCGCAACUCUCCGAUCGUCCUGAAGAUCUAAUUUUCAAAGGUAGUCACGUCAAUUACGGCUUCGAGGGCGAGAUAAAUCCCAAAGCGACCUUAAAGGAGUAUCUGCUAUCAAUCGUCUACAUGCCACACAGUCUCCGUUUGGUAUGUUUGACGAAUCUGUUUUGCUGGAUGGCACACGUGUGUUAUUCCCUGUACUUCACGGACUUCGUGGGCGAAGCAGUGUACGGCGGAAAUCCGCGAGCGCCCGCGAAUACCAACGAACGGGAACUCUACGAAGAGGGAGUGCGAUUCGGAUGCUGGGGAAUGUCUAUGUAUUCGCUAUCCUGUUCGUGCUACUCGCUUAUCAUUGAACGACUGAUUCAGCGUUUCCGCGCGCGUAAGGUUUACAUCUACGGGCUGCUCUUCUAUAGCGUCGGCAUGCUCCUGAUGGCUCUGAUGAAACACCAAGUCGGCGUCAUCGUCUUCUCGUGGACCGCCGGCGUCAUGUAUUCCACGCUGUUUACCAUGCCGUACCUACUGGUUGCGCACUAUCAUACGUCCUCGACUUUCGCUCUCACGAGCGACGAGGGCGAUGCAGUUUCCGGCGGUUUCGUACGCGGAUUGGGAACCGAUGUCGCCAUCGUCUCCUCCAUGGUGUUUCUUGCGCAAUUCUUACUAUCUUGUUGCCUAGGUACGAUUGUUAACUUCACGGGCUCCACCACGGCGGUAGUGUAUGUGGCUAGUUUUCUGGCAAUGUGCGGCGCAGCCUCGGCUACGCGGAUCAUGUACCUGGAUUUAUGAAUCG